UUGUGUGUUUCAUUCGGAGUGGCUUGGAGUGCGUGAGCGCCUGACAGCUAACAUAAGACAUGGCCGCGAAUGACACUCGCUUUUUCACGCCGCUUUUCGUAGUAUCGCAGCUCUUCGGGGUGGCAGUCAUCGUCCUGGUGAGGGUAUGGGGCGAAACCCUGGGCGGAUUCCCGAAGCAUUGGGAUGCUUCGCGUGUUUUCAAUUGGCAUCCUCUACUGAUGAUCUUGAGUCUGAUCAUCAUUCAAGGAGAUUCAAUCCUGAUAUAUAGGGCUUUGCGCUUCGACAUGAAACCUCGAUUGAAAAUCAUCCACGCGGUUCUACAUUGCAUAGCUCUCGUUGUCGCUAUAAUCGGAUUGAAAGCAGCAUUCGACUCACACAACUACAAGGAGCCGCCGAUCCCGAACAUGUACAGCCUACAUUCUUGGAUCGGUCUGACCGCCGCGGUUCUCUUCGGCAUCCAGUUCCUCGUCGGCUUCGCCAGCUUCUCUUUGCCGUACGCCAAACCUUCUCUUCGGAAAAUGCUCAUGCCGCUACAUGUUUUCGGGGGGACCGCGAUAUUCAUCCUGUCUAUCCUUGCGGUUCUGACGGGAAUCGUCGAAAAGAACGUAUUCAUGGGAAAAUACAGUGAGCUUCCCAAGCCCGCAGUCAUAGGGAACGUUCUCGGCUUAUUCGUCACUCUCUUCGGUGUUUCGGUGUUCUAUUUACUGUCGAACCCAAGCUAUAAGCGAGUGGCGCUGCAAGGAGACUGAUGAUGUCACUCUCCUGGAUGAUGUCCAAGGAACUCAACAGCCCUCGAGCCGAGCUGCCGCACGCCGGAACCGAGUGGAUCACGAGCUUCACUCUCAAAGAUCGAUUGGAGGCAAUAAAGUUCGUCGGAAGGUUCCCAUGAAGGG
Messenger RNA from Galendromus occidentalis (western predatory mite), 893 nucleotides. Its product is annotated as cytochrome b561. The transcript has 6 exons. Gene Ontology annotation, molecular function: oxidoreductase activity. The record is from RefSeq and is a predicted model, not a curated record. The coding region runs from base 60 to 749 and encodes 229 amino acids. Lineage: Eukaryota; Metazoa; Arthropoda; Arachnida; Mesostigmata; Phytoseiidae.